AUGGUCAGAUCACUUGGGCUCUCCGCCCUCCUUCGCCUCGGCGCCGUGCUGCCUCUUCUGAGCCAUGUCACGUGCCUCGACCUGACCGUGUCCACCAGCGGCGGCAACGCCACUAAUCCCAUUAUGUGGGGCUUCAUGUUCGAGGACAUCAACCACUCGGGCGAUGGUGGCAUUCACGGCCAGCUGCUCCGCAACAACGGCUUCCAGGGCGAGUAUCACAACACGACUGCAUAUGCUGCUGUCGGAGACGUCGACAUCUCCGUCGAUGACGAGAACCCGCUCUCUGAUGCGCUGCCGUACUCGCUGGCCGUCUCCGUGCCGGAGGGAACGACCGGCUCCGUCGGCUUCAGCAACGAAGGCUACUGGGGCAUCACCGUCAACGCCGAUGUUUACUCAUCGUACUUCUGGGUGAAGGGAGGCUACUCUGGCGAUGUGGCCAUCAAGCUCGUUGGCGCCGCCAGCGGAACCGAGUAUGCCAGCAGCACUGUCGCAGUCGACAGCACGGACGACAAGUAUACGUACUUUGAGACGAGCUUCGAGAGCAAGCAGGCGCCCGACGGCAACAACCUGUGGACGCUGACUUUUGACGCCGAAAAGGUCGCGGGCAGCGCGCUGCACUUUGACCUUGUGCAGCUGUUCCCGACGACGUUCCACGAACGGGCCAAUGGCCUCAAGCCCGCCAUUGCCAACGUCGUCGACGACAUGGGCGGCAAGUUCCUGCGCUUCCCCGGCGGCAACAACCUUGAGGGUGCUAGCGCCGAGCGCCGCUGGAAGUGGAACAACACCAUCGGUCCGCUGGAGAACCGCCCCGGCCGUCAAGGUGACUGGGGCUACGGCAACAGCGACGCCCUCGGCCUGGUCGAGUACCUUUUCUGGUGCGACGACAUGGGCCUGGAGCCCAUCCUGGGUGUCUGGGCGGGCUACUCUCUGGAAAGCGGCGGCAACACGCCCAUCACGGGCGACGCGCUGCAGCCAUACAUAGACGACGUGCUGAACGAGCUCGAGUUCAUCACGGGCGACACCUCAACGACAUACGGCAAGCUGCGCGAGUCGUACGGCUACGCCGAGCCCUGGACGCUCAAGUACGUCGAGAUUGGCAACGAGGACAACCUCGGCGGCGGCUGCGAGUCCUACGCCGAGCGCUUCACGGCCUUCCACGACGCCAUCCACGCCGCGUACCCAGACCUCACGAUCAUCGCGUCGACGAACGAGGCCAGCUGCCUGCCGAGCAGCAUGCCCGCCGGCGCCUGGGCCGACUACCACAAUUACAACACGGCAGCCUCGCUCGUCGCCAGCUUCAACCAGUUCGACCACGCCGACCGCGCCACCCCGCUCUUCAUCGGCGAGUUCUCGUGCCGCGAGACCGCCACCAGCAAGUACCCCUUUAUGCGCGGCAGCGUCGCCGAGGCCGUCUACAUGCUCGGCUUCGAGCGCAACGCCGACGUCGUCCGCCUCGCGGCCUACGCGCCCCUGCUCCAGCUCUUCAACGACACCCAGUGGGACGUCGACCUCAUUGGCUUUACGCAGGAGCCUGGCAAUGUCGUCCGCAGCACCAGCUACUUCGUGCAGCAGCUGUUUGCGCAGAACUCGGGCACGACGACGCGCGAAGUGUCUGCCGACGCGGCGUUUGGCCCUGUGUACUGGAGCGCGACGGCCAGCGCGGACGGCAAGACGACGUAUCUCAAGCUGGCGAACUAUGGCGACGCGGAGCAGAGCGUUAGCGUGAGGGUUGAGGGCGCUACGAAGGCGGCGUUGACGACUCUGUCCGCUGAUGAGUUGAAGAGUAAUUCGCCGGAUGAAGGCGAGGUCGUGGUCCCCGUUAAGGGGAGCGUACAGGCGAGUAAUGGCUCCUUUGCGCUGGAGCUGCCGGCUUGGGCGGUUGCUGUGUUGGUAGUUUCGUAG
Molecule: messenger RNA, 1902 nt
Organism: Aplosporella prunicola CBS 121167
Lineage: Eukaryota; Fungi; Ascomycota; Dothideomycetes; Botryosphaeriales; Aplosporellaceae
Product: glycoside hydrolase family 51 protein
Exons: 4
Coding region: 1-1902 (633 amino acids)
Biological process (GO): L-arabinose metabolic process
Molecular function (GO): alpha-L-arabinofuranosidase activity
Source: RefSeq, a predicted model, not a curated record